Messenger RNA from Orcinus orca (killer whale), 4414 nucleotides. It is a transcript of the gene AKAP14, whose product is annotated as A-kinase anchoring protein 14. Bases 3777 to 4409 code for a protein of 210 amino acids. The transcript has 5 exons. NCBI's taxonomy places the organism in Eukaryota, Metazoa, Chordata, Mammalia, Artiodactyla, Delphinidae. Gene Ontology annotation, molecular function: protein kinase A regulatory subunit binding. Gene Ontology annotation, cellular component: cAMP-dependent protein kinase complex. The record is from RefSeq and is a predicted model, not a curated record.
CUAUUGUACACGUGAAGCUCAGAGAGGUGAAACAACCCGCCUGAAGUCACAAAGCCAGUGCAUGGCAGAGCUGGGGUUUGAAAUCCUGUCUGUGAUCAGAGUCCGAGUUCCUCCAUCUAAGCCACAGUACCUCCCACCCCAGUCCAUCCCCAGUCCAUCCCUACCUCACUACAACCAUCUCAGCAGUCUCUGUGUGUGGGUCCUGUAUCUGUGUGUGUCUUCCACGCAGUGAGCUCAGCAUUUCAUCCUGGAUAAAGAGGACACUUAGCAAAGCACUUUCCUUUCUUUAUUGGGAUUGAGACCAACUGUCUUAUGGUAAGAAACCAACCACUCCAUAUAUAAAGCACAGUGGUUAAGGGCAGGGGUUCUGAGACUUAGGGCUUUCAUGGAUUAAGAGAAUUAAUAAAAUAAAACUGGGUUCUAACACAGGGCCAGUGACUUUUGAUUUCACCAUUUAAAAGAACACUAUUUAUACUACUACUACUACUAUUAAUACUACUAGAAAUAAUACCUAACCAUCAUAGAGAGAGGCUAUGAUGUACCAAGCACUGUUCUCAGUCUUUACGUGAAUUAUCUGAUUUAAUCCUCAUAAAGAACCCUAUUCCAUAGGCACUGUUAUCCCCGUUUUAUAGACAAAGAAACUAAGAAUCGUUAAGUAAAUUGUUCCUGGGUCUGUGCUGAUAACCAUUACAAUAUAAGCUCACCCUUGAUUCAUAAAAGACAUCUUUGAAAAAAAAUCAAGCACACAAGGGAGACUCUAACCUCAGAAUUUGGGGAUAAAUACGUAAAAGCUCAGUGAAGUUGGACAGCUCUGGGUUUGAGUUUGGGGCAACUUGUUUGAUACUCUCUGUGCCUCUGUUCGACUGUAAUGAAAGCACUGACACCUACCUAAUGGGGCUAUUGUGAGGAGUAAAUAAGCCCUUCCCACGGUGACUGGCACAUAAUAAGGACCCCCAGUACAUACCAGCUGCAGGUUUACUAUUCCUCCUGGCACAGCCCUGCGAGCCCAUCUGCUGGGGAGAAGCUGGGUGUGGACAGGACAGCUUGGUCCUGCUUUGCAGGUCAGAUUGUUGCUGUGACUGACUAUCCCCCUCUCUCACUAACAGAAGCAGUCAGACAUUUGGGCUUUACUUCCCAUUGGUUGAAAUUGGUGUUGCCUUGGCAGCACGUGUAAACAUUCUGGCUGGGAAUCCUGGGGAAAAGCUGCCCAGAGACUUUCUGAGGCUUCCCGGGCUACUACUGUUCCAGACAAGGAUCUGGUCACUCAGGUAUCGAGGGUUAUUAAGGGUGGGAGGGUUCCACAAAAAGGACCUGCAAUUGUUCUCCCCAUUCAUCGCUCAGACCGCAAAUUUGGCCCUGGCCCUUCACACCCAUUUUGCCCAUCUGGCCUCUCAUUAGGAAGGGAAGGGGAGAAAAAGAACUAAGAGAGGCAGGUUGGAGGGAUGCUUUAGACUGGUGCCCACAGAUGUGUGAGGGUAACAUCUGAACUUUGCUGAGCCCUGCUCCCCCCUUUCCCUCUGCCACUGGAGCACAGGGCACCCUGGGUCCUUCCAUAGACAAGGCCCCUACCUCAUUUGCUAGGUGUCGAAGGGCACAGAUUUGGCUUCCAGUCAAUUUGUCAAGAAGCAGUUUGCUGAAAGCCAAGUCGCUGAAUGGCCAAGUGGCCAAAUGGGCCAUUUUCUGAAGGAUCACGUUGCUGUAUGGUUAACUCACCAAAGCCUACCGAAUUUACCAAUUUACCAAAAAACUAUUGUCUAACUAUAGAGUUUACGGCAAAUUGCUUUGGCCAAAUUGGCAUGGGCCUUGGGCUGGGGAGAGCUAGUUCUCUAGAGCUAAGGGCCUCCAGACACCCUUACCGCCACCCUUCAGGUCCUCCUCACUCUGGGAUGGGCAGCCUGAGAAGAUUCCACUUUCCUCCAGAGGAUGACGCUGUCCACCAGUUGCAGCAACAGGGAACUGAGGCAGAGGCAAACGAGCUUAAAAUGCUGACAUGAAACCCAAAUGAACACGAGUCAGUAUUAUUCCCAGAAUGUUUAAAGGCUGUUCACACCAUUUCUGGCCUGACGGCCAGGGGAACUGGGGUUGCUUUGUACAGCACUCACCACACCUUGGGACCCGUGAUGUCCAGAAAGGGAACAAAGGGUGACCCUUCUUGAAAGAGGCUCGCAGAAAGAGAGUGCGCACAUUCUGGACGGCAGACGGAAAUGUGAGAUCAGGGCCCCAGGACUCUUUGUGAACCUUGGAGGGAGGAGAGUGGGGUGAUUAAGAGCACAGGCUGUGGAGCCGGAUGGUCUGGUGUGAGCUUGGCUUCCUCAUCUCACAUGGUAACAGGAGUCCCUCUCUUUAUGACUCAGGGCCCCAGCAGGAAAUUGUUGGCAUAUAGAAAAUAGGAGAGGUGGAGAAGUGUUAAGUAAAGGGAAUAUUUACAAAGGUGUGAGCAGAGGGUAGGGAAAGGAGGGGCUGGUAACAGUGGGGCCAUGGGGUUGAGGGGAGAGGAAGGUUACCCUCACCAGACUGACAAGUUGUGAGCAAGCUGCCCCAGGACAGAUGGACACCUCCUCCACUCAGCCAGCCACGGGUGACCCUGGAGGCGGAGAACCCCGGUGAAUACACUCUUCUCCCUUCAGCCAGAGGGCAUGGGAGAGCCCACUGCUGCAGUCCCAGCAGGUCAGCGUUCCAGGGCAGAGAGUGGGGGAGGUGGGGAGAGUGGGCCUGGAAGGGCACAGGGAAGGUCUCCAGCCAUGAUCUCACAGCGCUGUGCUAAGAGCUAAAUGGAACGAGGCCCAUUAAACACCCCAAAUUGGGAGUUGCUAUUUUUACAAAAAUAAAUAGCUCCCCUGGGAGUGAGCGAGCCACUUUCACGCAGGGCCCACCAUGCAGGGAUUGCCUACAAGGGAUUUAUAACUGGCGCUAGAAGUGAGUGACUACUCCUCCAUGAGGAGACUUCAGUAUAGCAGGGAAAGAAGGAAUCCAAGACUCAAGGGAAAAAGAUGGAAAACGUGCAAAGACUUCUAGCUCUGUGAUGAACCCUUCACAGCCCUGAUAACUCUAAUCUCCACAGUCUCAACAAAUGCUAAAAGCAUUUGGAAAAUUUUAGUUAUCACUUAUAAACAUCUUACUAAAAUAGGAGCAGACAAAUGUUUUCUGAAUAAAUCUCAAGCCAUGAGCCAGCAUCAUACUUACUGGUGUGACACCAGAAAGCACACACACUGAAGCCCGACGCAAAAGAAGCAGGCUCACCAUCUCCGCUUUCACUUCCAUUUUUCUGUAAGUGUUACCCAAAGCUAACACAUAUAUUGUAGGAAAAGAGAUAAAAAAUGAUAGUUUCCGGCGGAUAAUUGUAUACCUGGAAAAUCCAAGAGAAAAAAACCUGAAAAACGAACCUCUCCUAUACUGUACUGCCUCUAAUCAUUUUGAUACACUUUUUUAAAGAGUCGCGUGCCCUCAGUGGCCUAAAGCAGGGGUUGAAGUUCUAAGAAAGACUCAACUGGAAAUCAAUAUUGUUAGAACUCUAAGGAAGUUAGGAAUCAUUCGGCUAUGUCUUGCUGAAGUCUUCAUGGUUAUGAGAAUUGGCAAAUCCUUGGUUUUCAGGAAUAUGGACCUCAACACCGUUUCCUGUGUCUUAUGAUUCUUCAAGAGAUAGUCUGUACUUAGACGAGAGUGUACACACGUGCGCGCGUGCACACACACACACGCAAAAAGUAACUUUUUGAGUUUUUUUCCAAGCCAAAAGAAAAUGAAUGUGACUAAAAAUGUCAAAUUUCAGAAGGAAGUAGAUGUGGAUAAAGGUCCCUACAAGCCAGAUGAUGGAUACAGAAGACACUCAAAACGUAACUGAACUAGCUCUAGCUGUAGCCAAGAAUGUCAUCGCUGCUGCUAUCAAGUUCGUGGAAGAAGCCAAAAAGCCCAUCAAAAAUAUCGACUGGAUCACACAGGGUGAAUUCACAGAAGAAAGGGGCCGUAAACAAAUUGAGGAUUUCGUUUCGCACUGGAAGUAUCACGGCCGCUGGGUGCACUACACAGAGUUUUUAAAGAGGGAAGAUGUGAUUCACAGCUUCCACUACAUCUACUGUGUACACUGGAGCAUCCCAACUGCUCGGAGACCCAUACCACGAAUCAGUGCCAGUGUCUACUUCACCAUCAAGAUCAACACAAACAAACCUCCGGAUACACCCAUUGAUGUCUCUUACGUCUUUGAGAGCCAUUCAGUGGUUCACAGACCAGGAACGACUCACUUUCAAGAAAAAUGCCUGAGGGACAUUAUUGAGGGCAAAUAUAUUUUAAUGAAUUCAAAUAUCUUCCAAUUAAACAGAGUCAGAAUCUUCCCGAAUAUUUUAGGAAUAGAUUUCUCAUCGGAGUGUGUUAAAAAUACAAUACUGUACAUUGAACCACAGAAUAGUAUUGAAUAAUAAAC